Molecule: messenger RNA, 1472 nt
Organism: Physcomitrium patens
Lineage: Eukaryota; Viridiplantae; Streptophyta; Bryopsida; Funariales; Funariaceae
Product: protein SMALL AUXIN UP-REGULATED RNA 54
Biological process (GO): response to auxin
Source: RefSeq, a predicted model, not a curated record
GCGCCACCGUGUGAUUGACGCUUGAAAUGGAGCGACGCCGCUAGACCCAGGGUUUUUCGUUUGUCUCGUCUGGAUCGUUGCCCUGGGAGUUGGCAUUAGCACUCUGCGCUCGAGUUUGUUGUGUUGUUUUUGCUUGUGGGUGGAGUUGGUCGCAUUUGUGUCAUUGAUUUUUGUCUUAUUUUGGAGGAUUUCUUGGCGUGGCUGCGAGGAAAAAUAGACCGAUUGCACGAGUUGUUCGGAUGACAGGAUUUUUGGUGGUGUCUCUCGUUUGGUUCAGCGGGCGCGGGUGGUCGCCUUGGGUUUUCUGAGAUCUGGUGUUCCUCUCUGUUGUGGGUCGGGGUUUCUGGGCGGUGAAGUGUUUCUGGAAUUUGGAAUUCGAAUUCGUGGUGGCGGGAGCGCAGCUGACGUUUGCCGGGGUUUCUGGUGGACAAUUUUUACAGAGCAGAUCCAUUGAUGGUUGCAAAGUUGAACAUCUUACGAGUCGUCCUUCACUGUAUUCCUCCAUGAAGGCCCAGCAUCAACAGCAUAUAUUUAUUCGCAACGUCGGAUUUCACGAAUGUUGGGUCCAACGUGAUCAAUGCGAGCAAUAGCCUUGAUCUCCUCCUCUCCUCACUCGUACUUUGUUGUUCUGCUUCUGCUCAACAUUCUGAAGUUUUUUCUGCGUGCUAGGGCUUGAGAGCUCAGCCCAGCACCACCAUGUCAAACAGAGUGUCUUGCAAGAUGCAGAAGGCCCUCCAUAAGCUCCAGAAGAGCAUUUCAAGUUCCAGUCUGAGUUACCAGAGCAUGCACCACCAUAGUGAUGUCAAAUCUCCUCCGAAGAUGGGAGGUUCUCUCAGGAAUGGAUGUGCCUUCGGAAGGUCUGGUCAGUUCGCAGUCAGUGAUCUCAGUGAUCGUGAUUCUGACAGCGAGGACUGGGCUCCUGAUGAUGUGCCUGAAGGCUAUCUUGUGGUGUAUGUGGGCGAGGGGCGGCGUCGAUUUGUCAUAAAAGCGAAGUAUUUGAGUCACACUGUUUUCAAAGCUUUGCUCAACAAGUCGGCGGAGGAGUUCGGGUACGAGCACAAGAGAGGAUUGGAGAUUGCAUGUGAAGUGGACUUCUUCGAGCAUCUGUUGUGCCUCGUCGAAACCAACAAUCCUUCUUUCUUCAGCACGGAGAUCGAUGAGCUUGUUGGCGUUUACGCCUACUCUCACUGCAUAGAUGCUUAAUGCUUGAUUCAGUUCGGCUUUCAGAGUUGUGGCAAUCUUUGAAAAGCUGUGACAAGUUUUGUAUCUUAUUUAUCAAAGAUAACGAAAAAAAAAUUAUAUUUGUAUUCAGCUUAGGUUAAACACUUGUUCUCUUUAGAACCUUCGGAUUCAACCCACUUGGGUACGGGUUUGACUGUACAUGGCGUGAAGUUCUCAAACGUUAUCCUUUUUAACAUUUUCUGUACAUAUUUGAUUCUUGGACUUUCAAUAGCACCUCAGGAUUUAUAGAU